GCGCCGCCGGCAUUUUAGCAGCCGCUGCUUUCAAGUCGACGCCAACGCGCAGCGCGAGCUCGUACACUUUUGUUUGUUGAUGCUGUGUGCAUGUAGACGCGUUUGUGAUUCGGACCGCUUUUAUUUUUUUUUUCAUAUACACGAAGGAUUCUUCCGUCUACCCAUGCAGCCAUUAUUCGCCUGCUGGAAGUGAGUGUUAAGUUCUACUUAACACACGCGGUGGCCCCUUUAUUUCUUUCGUGUUUUCGGCGGUGUGUCGAAGAAGAUGAGACCAUGGCCAAAGCGGGAGACACCGGCAGAACCAUCCCAGUGGUGCUGCUGUGCUUGGGCGCGCUGCUCUGCGGUAACCUCAUUUUGUACCUCUACGUGGAGACGCUAUACAAGUCAUCCGGCCCGCUGGAGUACCUAGACGACGAGCCCGUCUGCCCCCGCGCGCACUUCAGUCUGAAAGCCACGAGGAAUUGCACCCCCUGGCUGUCGUGCGAGGCCGUGCGCCGAGAAGUGAGGCCGCUGCGUCUCACCGGACAAGGAGCAGUCAAGCAGGUCUUCCUCUCGGAAUGGAAAGGCAACAAAGUGGCUCUUUCCAGGCUGUCUUCUGAAGAGUUUCUAGAUGAUUUUCUGCACGGCUUGGACAUGUUGAAAUCUUUGCAGAGCAAGUAUGUUGUCACUCUCAUUGGCUUGUGUAUGGAAGACCACACAAUUGUCACCGAAUACCAUCCUUUGGGAUCUCUUGCCAAUAUUAAUGUUGUUUUCAGUUUUGAGAAAUACAAAAAUUUGAACACUUGGCACAAUCGAUUCCGACUAGCAAUGGAGUAUGUGUUUAUCAUCAACUUUUUGCACAACAGCCCAGCAGGCACAAGGGUUAUGUGUGAUUCUAGUGAUCUUAACAAGACUUUGUCCCAGUAUUUACUGACCAAUGACCUCCAUCUUGUGGCAAAUGAUUUGGAUGCACUUCCUCUUGUUGACAAGAAUGCUAACGAUGGAGUUAAAUGUGGCCAUCGAGAACUAUUCGGAAAUUUUGUGGCACCUGAACAGCUGUGGCCUUAUGGUCAGGAUGUGCAGUUUACUGACAAAAGGAUGCCGUCCUAUGAUGAAAAAACAGAUAUUUGGAAAAUCCCAGAUGUGACUGACUUUCUACUAGGGCAGGUAGAAGGGAGUGACGUUGUCCGUUUUCAUCUUUUUGACACCCAUAAAUCCUGUAAGCAACAAGAUCCAACAGCAAGGCCUUCAAGUCGGACUGUUUUAGAAGCAUACAAAUCUGCAUAUGUGACUUUGAUUAAAGGGAACAUGGCACAUGCGGCUAGAGACAUGUUGUGAUGCUUUUUUCCUCUCUUCUUGCUUGGACUUUGUGUAAGGAAGGUAAAUGUUUGGAUUAAAACAAAUAUGAAAGCUGACCCAAUGUUUUAUCCAUCGAUUACU
Erpetoichthys calabaricus (reedfish) is the source of this 1419-nucleotide messenger RNA. It is a transcript of the gene pomk, whose product is annotated as protein O-mannose kinase. Gene Ontology annotation, biological process: protein phosphorylation; protein O-linked glycosylation; carbohydrate phosphorylation. Bases 274 to 1317 code for a protein of 347 amino acids. Gene Ontology annotation, molecular function: ATP binding; protein kinase activity; carbohydrate kinase activity. NCBI's taxonomy places the organism in Eukaryota, Metazoa, Chordata, Cladistia, Polypteriformes, Polypteridae. Gene Ontology annotation, cellular component: endoplasmic reticulum membrane. The record is from RefSeq and is a predicted model, not a curated record. The transcript has 2 exons.